Cutaneotrichosporon cavernicola is the source of this 951-nucleotide messenger RNA. RefSeq lists its product as uncharacterized. Bases 1 to 951 code for a protein of 316 amino acids. Lineage: Eukaryota; Fungi; Basidiomycota; Tremellomycetes; Trichosporonales; Trichosporonaceae. Gene Ontology annotation, molecular function: L-amino acid transmembrane transporter activity. The record is from RefSeq and is a predicted model, not a curated record. Gene Ontology annotation, biological process: amino acid transmembrane transport. The transcript has 5 exons.
AUGACCAAACACCACAACAAAGAUAUCGUCGAGGACAUUGACGAAAAGCCGGCGGAGACACCGUCCAACAAUCACCUCAGCAAGGAUGAGACAAUUACCGCUGUCCUCGAGGUCAAUGGCUACGGUCGCGAGAGCCGUCGCGGCAGCCGCCGCUUCAGCCGCCGCUUCAGCGAGCCCGAUUUCGCAAACGACAUUGAACGUGUUCGAUACAUUUCUGAAUUGACCGAGGAGGGCGAGAAAAAGUUCAACCGCCUCACAUGGAAGCAACUGGUCAUCAUCUUGAUCGUCUGUGCUGUCGCUCUCGGCACUCUGUCGAUGCCACUCGUUUUUGCCAUGCUUGGCAUGAUCGGCGGGACCAUUCUCACUGUUGGCAUGGGCUGUCUUGCCGUACUCACGUCCUAUUAUAUCGGACAAGUAAAGCUCAAAUUUCCUCAAGUUAUCCACUACUCGGAUGUUGGGAGGCUUCUGCUCCCAGGCCGUGCGGGAGAGAUCCUCACCAAGAUCUUGCAGUUCAUCUUCGUGUUCUUUGUUAUGCUGGGUGUGGCUGCCCACUUCCUGACAGGCAAGCAGGCUUUCACGACAAUCGUUGGAGACAAGAGCAUCUGCCAGCUUGUGUGGAGCGUCAUCACUCUGGUUCUCCUUUUCAUCUGCUCGCUCCCGCCCUCUUUCUCCGAGAUGGCCAUCCUGGGCUAUAUCGACUUUGCUUCCAUCAUGACGGCCGUGCUCGUGACCCUCAUCGCCACCGGUAUCAGCGCUCACAAGGUCAACUGGGAGACGGGUUGGAGCGCCUACCCGCCUGAAGGCCUUAGCUUUAGCUACGGCAUGAUCGCGGCUUCCAACGUCCUCUUUGCGUACGCUUUCAGCAUCUGCCAGUUCUCCUUCAUGGAGGAGAUGGCCGAGCCCAGCGAUUUCCCCAAGGCGAUCGUGGUCCUUGGCGGCGCAAUGAUUUAG